Molecule: messenger RNA, 2527 nt
Organism: Amphimedon queenslandica
Lineage: Eukaryota; Metazoa; Porifera; Demospongiae; Haplosclerida; Niphatidae
Exons: 10
Coding region: 681-2327 (548 amino acids)
Source: RefSeq, a predicted model, not a curated record
GCCAUGGAAUUAUCUAUGUAUCUCAGAAAGUUUUCUACUAUCUCUGGUUUCUUCUAGUGAAAACAGAAAAUGAUGUCACUUCAUGACUAUACAGUCAAAUGUUCUUGAUGAUGAUUGUAAUACCAUUAUUUCCGUCUCAUGGUCUGUGAAAAGGAUACAUGUACAUUCUCUCCUAUAUGUUAGGAAGGUUUGAGUCUCUUCAUUAUCUUCUCUUUGAUGUUCUCCUCUUAAUUAAAUGAAUGAGACCUGACAUCCUCCAGAAAGGAAAAGUAUUGGUCCUCUAGUAUCUCUUGUAUUGAAGAACCAGGAGACCACAUGUGGCCAACCUCUCUCUCGUCCCUCAAGAUCCCCUCGUCACCAUACAAGUGAGAGAUCAUGUGACUUUUGAUGAUAGUCAUGUGAUGUUGUGUAGGUAAGGAUGAGGAGUGGGUGGAGUGAGGGGAAGUGUGGUCAGAAAAGAAGUUGUGAUGAUGAAAGCUAUGCUACCUCCUGAAGGUUCCCUGUCAUGGACUGGUGAUAUAUUAUGUAGUGGGUCAAUAUUACAGUGGGACCCACGUCUACCAGGACACUAUUAGACCACACCCACGAUUGAAGUCUGUGGGACUCACUGGUCACCAAAUCAUCAGCAACUCGUGUUAGGAGGAAAUGAUAAUAAUUAUAGCUGCAGCUAAUAUCAUAAGAUGAUUUCUGGUUUUUCCACUAUUGCUGCUGCAGUUGUCAUUCUAUUGUGCAUCACUGCUCAAUGCACAGCUCAAGAUACUGACUGCUCUGCUCUGGCCACUAAUGGUGACUGCAGUUUCUAUGAUUGCUUGAGUGCUAGAUUCCGUUGCAACAGCAAGGACUAUCCUCUUCGCCGUGGUAAAACUGACUGUCAGAAAUACACUGAUGAAUCAAGUUGCUUCACAAAAUCAGGUCAAGCAUGGCUUUCUAGAGUUCGUAGAUGUUUGAUGCAGUCUAUUGUUAGCAGUGCUGUCUAUAAUAAUGAAAGUGCUACUUGUGACGAUUUGAAAGAUUUUGCAAUUGGAAGUCGUCCUAAAUGUUACGUUGAUAAUGGGUUCUGUACAAGUAUAUUUUUAUCACCUCAAUGUCAGAACCUUAAUUGUAUUCAAAAUAGAAUUUAUCCUGAUAAUAAAAGGUAUAGUACACAGUCGAGAGCUCAGAUUAUAAAGACAACUGAGUCUUGCCCUUCCCAGAUAUCUACAUUCCUUACUGAUGCUCAGCAGCAGUGCAGUUUGGAUAGUCCAGACAGUGCUCUUCCAGCCGUUAUACAUGAUCAUUUAGAUUGUACUGCAAGGGCUUUCGAUUUCAUGAUCUUAUUGGAUGCAUCUGGAAGUGUUGGGGCUGAUAACUUUGAGAUAAUGAAAAACUUUGUUGCAAACAUGCUGUCUAACUUUACCAUUGGACCAGAUGACACUCGUGUUGGAGUCAUUAGUUUUGCUAGCAGUCCAUCUAUUGUUAUCUCAUUGGGUUCCAUUAAUACUUAUUCACAAUUGGCUACUGCUAUUAGAGCUAUAUCAUACACUUCAGGAGGAACAAACACUGCUGCAGCAUUGGAUUUACUAAGCACAGCAUUUGCUACUGCUCGUGUUAGUGAAGGUAUCCCUCGUGUAGCUGCUGUUUUUACUGAUGGAAUGUCUAAUGACGCUGCAGCAACAGUACAAUCUGCGCAAGCUGUCCAUAAUGACAAGAUUACUGUUUUCUCUUUUGGUAUUGGAAGUGGUGUCAGUAAUGCUGAAUUAGUUGCCAUUGCUUCAGAUGGUCAACAAGGUGUUUUUACUAUCAGUGGUUUUUCAUCUAAUACUUUUCAGGCUGUAUUGACACAACUACAGCUAUCAACAUGUUUAACCCCAACAUCAACUGAGAACGGAAUGGAGAUUGCUACUACCCUUCCAAAAGGAUCAUCUCGUUUGUUACAGUAUGGGUUUCCACCAAUGGGAAUGACACUAAAAGUUGAUGUUACAGUGGGAAAUUUGGCAGUUCGUGGAUCAUUUAGUGUCCAAAAUCCAAAUGAGCUCACACAAGAUUUCUCUGUCAUGAGCAAUGGAAAUGAUAUCGAUUAUUUCAUUAGUCCAGAGUUAUAUGUACAGUCAACUACUGAUGAUGACAAUGGUGGAAGUCGCAGAAAGAGACAGACAUCAAUACCCACUAAUAUCACUAAUGCUAAUGUGUACUUGUCUAUUGUUGGAUUGAAUGAUAACAAUACAUUUGUAUUGAAUACUACUUUUGGUGAUACUACUGAGUACAUUCCAACAAGCACUGGUACCAGUGUUCUGGGCUCAAUGAUACUUAUAAUGGCUGCUUUGCUCUGUUUCCUCCUCUUUAUAUAAAUAUGGGAAGCUUGUCUUUGACUUUUUUAUUAGUAGCAUAGCAUUUUUAAUAUGCUUCUUUUUUUAUUGUUAGAUCCAUAUGCUGCAUUGUUUUUUUUAAAGUGAACAUUUGAUUUUAUUAGCAAUUUUUUCCUGUUAAUUUUUUGUGAUAACAUUUUUUCAAUAAUGAUGCCAGAUAGCCUGACAGUUAAUCAAGCAAA